UCUGCUUUGCAUCAAGAAGCAUCAAGCUAUAAUUUCUGUUUGUUGUUUUUCUUUGUUUUGAUUUGAAAUUUUGAACGAUUAUUAAAUAUUACAAAAAAAUUUUGAACCUUAAAUUGUAGAUACAUUCAUUACAGUUAGGUCUGAAACAGAAUGGCUGAUGAAGAUGUUAUCCGAAGAAGACUACUUAUUGACGGAGAUGGUACUGGUGAUGACAGAAGGCUGAAUGUUUUAUUGAAAACCUUAAUAAAAUGGUGUAACAGUUCUGAUGACAAACCUGAAGAGAGUAAAGCAACACAUGACAGAAUGCUUGCUCAAAUAGCUCAGUGUGAGUUUGCUGUGACAAAAUCACAGCUUGGUUCUGAAAUGAUGGCCGCUGAGCUAAAAAGUUAUGAAGAAUUAUCAAAAAUACUUGAAACUGGUAUUGAAGUGGCUAAAGGGAACAUUGAAAAAAGUAAGGCAGAUCUUGCACAGGCCAAGACAGUGCGUAAGAACCGUAUAGAAUAUGAUGUGUUAGCCAAAGUUAUCAGUGAACAACCAGAUAGGAAGGAGACAUUAGAGCGUUUGAGUACUUUGAAAACGGAACUGAGUAGCUUAGAGGCUACGAAGCACCAAUUGGAGAGCAGAUUAGCAUUGAGAAAGAAACAGUUCCACGUAUUGGUGACAUCUAUACAUCAGUUACAAGCACUGUUGGACGAACCUGAUGAUGUGGAGCCCAUGUCUGAUGAUGUUGAAAUGAAAGAAGUUGAAAGUACAACAUAAUUUGUAGUAAUAUUUGUAAGUGGAAUAAAAUUUCUGUACAUUAUUUUCUUCUUA
This is a messenger RNA of Amyelois transitella, 813 nucleotides long. RefSeq names its product THO complex subunit 7 homolog (gene thoc7). Gene Ontology annotation, cellular component: THO complex part of transcription export complex. The record is from RefSeq and is a predicted model, not a curated record. Gene Ontology annotation, biological process: mRNA export from nucleus; mRNA processing. Bases 151 to 759 code for a protein of 202 amino acids. The transcript has 3 exons. Lineage: Eukaryota; Metazoa; Arthropoda; Insecta; Lepidoptera; Pyralidae.